Messenger RNA from Solanum dulcamara, 1091 nucleotides. RefSeq names its product vesicle-associated membrane protein 727. Gene Ontology annotation, cellular component: membrane. The transcript has 6 exons. NCBI's taxonomy places the organism in Eukaryota, Viridiplantae, Streptophyta, Magnoliopsida, Solanales, Solanaceae. The coding region runs from base 229 to 951 and encodes 240 amino acids. Gene Ontology annotation, biological process: vesicle-mediated transport. The record is from RefSeq and is a predicted model, not a curated record.
GUAUGUAAUCAAAGUCAAAUCAGAUAAUUAACACUGCUAAUCAUAAUUCAUAAUACAGUUUAACCUCAACUCCUCGACUCCGUCGCUGUUAAAGAGAAAGAGCCCCCCACCCAACCCAACCCAACCCACCCCCCUCUUCUGCGAAAUCUGAAGCUCCAUUUCAGUCGUGCUCACGAAGUUAUCGCAAUUUCUGCAAUCUCAGGCAUCCAAUUGGAGUUGUGAUUGAAAAUGAAUCCAAAAGGUUUGAUUUAUAGCUUUGUUGCGAGAGGGACUGUUGUUCUAGCUGAACAUACACCUUAUUCAGGGAACUUUAGUACCAUUGCUGUCCAGUGCUUGCAGAAGCUCUCUUCAAAUAGUAGCAAGUAUACAUACUCAUGCGAUGGUCACACCUUCAACUUCCUUUUGGAUAGUGGAUUUGUCUUCCUAGUUGUUGCUGAUGAACCAACAGGAAGAAGUGUACCGUUUGUGUUUCUUGAAAGGGUUAAGGAUGAUUUCAAGAAACGUUAUGGUUCAAGUAUCAAAAAUGAUGGUGAUCUACAUCCUCUUGCUGAUGAUGAUGAAGAAGAUGAUGAUCUAUUUGGGGAUCGUUUUAGCAUUGCGUACAAUCUUGACAGAGAAUUUGGGCCAAAACUUAAAGAGCACAUGGAGUAUUGUAUGAACCAUCCUGAUGAAAUGAACAAGCUCUCUAAAUUGAAGGCUCAAAUCACAGAGGUCAAAGGAAUAAUGAUGGACAAUAUUGAGAAGGUUUUGGAUCGGGGUGAGAAGAUUGAACUGCUAGUGGAUAAAACUGAGAACCUUCAGUUCCAGGCUGACAGCUUCCAGAGGCAAGGCAGGCAGCUUCGUCGCAAGAUGUGGUUUCAGAACCUUCAAAUGAAACUGAUGGUUGGAGGUGCUAUUUUAAUUUUCAUUAUCAUCGUUUGGCUUUUCGCUUGUGGAGGUUUUAAAUGUUAAAAGUGAUUUCGACGUAAUCAUUUGGGAAUGGUACACUUUUAUCUCUCAGUUCUGUAGUGUACAAAACCUUUCUUGUAAAUGUGAGACAAUGCUGCGGACGCUUGUUUUGCUGACUUAAUACUAUGGCAUGGUACCUAUUA